Molecule: messenger RNA, 954 nt
Organism: Parathielavia appendiculata
Lineage: Eukaryota; Fungi; Ascomycota; Sordariomycetes; Sordariales; Chaetomiaceae
Product: aromatic compound dioxygenase
Exons: 2
Coding region: 1-954 (317 amino acids)
Biological process (GO): catechol-containing compound metabolic process
Molecular function (GO): ferric iron binding; catechol 1,2-dioxygenase activity
Source: RefSeq, a predicted model, not a curated record
AUGGGCCAGAUGAUACCCGACCCGACGUCAGCGCCGCCAGUGAAGCUCAAGGCAAACUGCGCGUCCAGAAAAUCCCAAAACGAUGCCUCCUUUACCGAGAGGGUCAUCGCCGCCACCGGGCCAAAUGCUGAUCGGCGCCUGGUCGAAGUGAUGCCCAGUCUGGUGCGCCACCUCCACGCGUUUGCUCGUGAGGUCAACCUGACAGUAGCGGAGUGGAUGGCUGCCGUCGAAUUCAUCAACGAAUGCGGCAGGAUGUCGGACGACCGACGGAACGAAACCCAGCUGCUGUGCGAUAUCGUCGGGCUGGAGAGCCUCGUCGACGAAAUCACGUCCAGAAUGCUGGCGACCUCCAAUUCUGAGACCCCAUCUGCCAUCCUUGGGCCCUUUUAUCGGCAAGACGCCCCGCUGCUGCCGAACGGCAGCUCCAUCGUCCAAAACCUCAUCCCAUCGGUUCCGUGGUAUGAACAGGCAGUAGCCAGCUCGGCGUUUGUGACGGGCCGUGUCCUGUCGAGCUCGGGGGUGCCGAUCAAAGGGGCGAUCGUGGACGUGUGGCACUCGGCACCGAACGGCUUGUAUGAGCAGCAGGACGAGUCGCAGCCCGACAUGAACUUUCGAGGUCGAUUCGAGACGGAUGCCGACGGACGCUACGCCUUCUAUGCGCUGCGGCCCGUUCCGUACCCAAUACCCGACGACGGGCCCGCGGGGAGGCUGUUGUCCUUGCUGGACCGGCAUCCGUAUAGGCCAGGGCACAUCCACUUCAUAGUCUCUGCUGCAGGAUUCCGAGCACUGACGACGCAAUUAUAUGAUGAAGGAGACGAGUACAUCGCGAAGGACUCUGUUUUUGCCGUGAAGGAUGAACUGGUGGUCAGGUUUGCGCCGCGAGACGGCGAUCCUGACGCGAGGUGGUCACUCGAGUAUGACUUUGUUCUUGGUCGUGCAAGCGACCAGGGAUGA